Rotaria sordida is the source of this 1056-nucleotide messenger RNA. NCBI's taxonomy places the organism in Eukaryota, Metazoa, Rotifera, Eurotatoria, Philodinida, Philodinidae. The record is from the annotation of a GenBank genome assembly.
AUGAGCUAUGCCAAAGCCAUAUUUCCUUAUCAUACAGGUGUUAUUGGUGAUCUUGAUUUACAAGUAGAUGAUGUUAUUGAGGUUUUAGAACAAGUUGAUAAAAAUUGGCUUCGUGGUAAAAUCAAUGAUAGUAUUGGUCUUGUACCAUGUGAAUUUGUUGAACGCCUUCCUAUAAAACCUAUUGAUCAUAAUCAAUCAUCAUGCAUUGCACAUACAGAUUAUCGUUCAUCUCAUGAAGGAGAUUUACAAUUUCAUCGAGGUGAUCGUAUAAUUGUUCAUGAACAUUUACCUAAUGGAUGGUUUCGUGGAUCACUUCAUUUUGAUUUACCUGGUACAAGUUAUAGACCAACUGGUAUUUUUCCAAGUACAUUUGUUACAUUAGUCAAAUCAAAUACAAACAGUAUCAAUCAGAAUGAAACUCAAGUACCGUCUAGUCAAAAUAACCUUUUAUUAUUUGAUGAAAGUCCAAUAAAAUUUGUUCGAGUCAUUUGUGAUAUAAAACCGAGUGGAUCAAAUGAAUUGGGUUGUUUUGAAGAUGAAAUUCUCGCUGUUAUUGAAGGUGAUAUUAAUCAAAGUGAAUGGUUAGUUGUUAAAAAUGCAUUUAAUUCAAUUGGACGUAUAAAACGUAUCUUUGUUGAACCAAUUGAUGAUCAACAGAGUGAUAAUGAACAAAAUAAUCUUUUAUUUGUGCCUAAUAUCAAAACAAAUCAAUAUCAAAAAUCAAAUAGUAAUAGUCUAGACACAAUACAAGAACUUGUCGAAAAAGAAUUUGAUAAAUUAAUGAAAAAAGAUGUUAAAACAGAACAAGAUUUAAUAAUGAAUUUGGACAUCCGUUCUUCUCAACUAAGUCUUCAUUCAUUAUCUUAUUAUCCAACAAUAAUAAAUACAACAACAUCAACAAAUAAUAAUUUUAAUCAACAUUCUUUAUCAUCAUAUUUUCGUCGAAUAAAAAAAAAUUCUAGAAAAAAUUUUUGUUGCCAUGGAACAAGAUUAUCAUUAUCUUGUUUUAAAUGUUUUCGAUAUUGUAUUCCAACAAAAUAUAAAUGUGAGUUUUAA